Cuscuta campestris is the source of this 5587-nucleotide messenger RNA. The record is from the annotation of a GenBank genome assembly. Lineage: Eukaryota; Viridiplantae; Streptophyta; Magnoliopsida; Solanales; Convolvulaceae.
CCCUUCUCCACUUCCUUUUUUUCGUUCUUUCUUCCAGCGCAGCUCUCUGAUAUGCCGCAGCUCUCUAGCCGCAGUUCUCUCAUCUGCCAUCUUCUUCGACUCCAUUGCUUUUGCGUGAAUUUAUCUGCGAUCCAGCUGCAGCCACUAACGACUCCAUUCUCUCUGGCCUGAAUCUUCUCUCCUACGACGGAUUUCAGGUCACAGCGUGAUACACAUUCAUAUUUAUCCAGCUCAAAUUGGGCAACAUGCAUCACGAAACCGAGGGUGCUUCUGAGGCUGUUGAGGCCAUUAAAUUCAGUUUCAUGACGAACGAAGAGGUACGCCGCCAAAGCCUAGUCAAGGUGACAAAUCCAGUACUUGUUGAUUUGCUGGGGCAUCCUACUCCAGGUGGGUUAUAUGAUCCAGCCAUGGGCCCCAAUGAUGACCGUUCAUUGUGUAAAUCAUGUGGUCAGAGCUCAUUUAACUGUCCAGGCCAUUGUGGCCAUAUUGAUCUUGUAUCUCCCGUCUACAACCCAUUGACAUUUGGUAUUCUGAGCCUUCUUCUGCAUAAAACAUGCAUGUAUUGCUUUCAUUUUCGGGCAAGCAGGGAAGAGGUUGAGACCUGUGCAUCCCAACUGAGACUAAUAGCAAAAGGUGAUAUUUUAGGGGCUAGGAGGUUAAGUGAAGCAGGUCGAGAAGCCAUACAGUCGGGUGAAUCUUCUUCAGAUGAGUGUGUUGACCAAGAUGCCGUGGACUGCAUGGGAAGCCAUAUGUCAGGCCUUACCGAUGAAUUUAAUUUUCAAGAUCACCCUGACAGUAUCAAACAUCAGCCAUAUUGGGACAAUUUUCUAUUUACUGAAUUUAUGGAAGUUUGGUAUAAGUUUCUGAAAUCAAAGCCUAAGGCAUCUGAGUGCAACAUUUGCAAUGCCAAAAAUCCAAAGAUCAGUAAACCAACUUUUGGAUGGUUUCAUAUGUCUGGCAUGAAAAAUAAAGCACUCCGUGACAAUAUUAUUGGAGGUCACAAGUUGGAGGGAUGGAUGUCAUUUCAAGCCAAUGAAAACUCUACCUCUGAGGUAGUGGAUGACUUUGAGACAGCUGAAACCAAUUCAUUCAUGACAACUUCAGAUGGAAUAGAUAAGCCAACUACCGAAGGUAACAAUAAAGAGAGUGUGUCUCAUCAGUUCGAAGAGCAGAAACGUAUUAUUGCAGAACCCCUCCUUCCCUCUCAGAUCAGAGAUGUUAUGAAGCUUUUGUGGGAAAAUGAAGCUUCUAUCUGCUCUUUCAUCUGUGAUAUUCAGUGCCAGAAUCUUAAAAAACCUAGCAUGGAAGCAUGGCUUUCUAUAUUCUUCUUGGAGGUCAUUCUUGUCCCACCCAUCAAAUUCCGUCCAGCUGCGAAGGGUGGAGACUCUGUAAUGGAUCAUCCACAUACUGUUUUAUUAAACAAGGUUCUGCAGUCCAAUAUAGGUUUGAGAAAUACUCAUGUUAACACUGCUGAACGCCCUAAGAUAAUCAGCCGAUUGAUGGAGCUCCAACAAUCCAUAAAUGUGUUAUUUGAUAGCAAAACUGCAACAGGUAAAAAAGAUGUCAGUCCUGGAAUAUGCCAAUUGCUGGAAAAGAAAGAAGGCAUCUUCCGCCAGAAAAUGAUGGGGAAGAGGGUCAAUUAUGCGUGCCGAUCUGUUAUAUCACCAGACCCUUAUUUGGCUGUCAAUGAAAUUGGUGUCCCUCCUUAUUUUGCCGUGCGGCUGACUUAUCCAGAGAGAGUGACCCCUUGGAAUGCUGCAAGACUCAGGGAUGCUAUUACCAAUGGACCUGAUAUCUAUCCGGGAGCUGUGUCGUAUUCCGACAGAGUUUCCAAAUAUAAGCUCCCACCUAGUAGAAGGAUGCGACUAGCAAUAUCUCGGAAACUGCCUUCAUCCAGGGGUGUAUUAAUACAAUCUGGAAAGAACAGUGACUAUGAAUUUGAGGGAAAAGUUGUGUACCGUCACUUGCAGGAUGGAGAUAUUGUGCUUGUCAAUAGACAGCCAACACUUCACAAGCCCAGUAUAAUGGCACAUGUAGUUCGUGUUCUGAAAGGGGAGAAAACUCUUCGCAUGCAUUAUGCUAAUUGCAGUUCCUACAAUGCUGAUUUUGAUGGUGAUGAAAUGAACGUCCAUUUUCCUCAAGAUGAAGUUUCUCGUGCUGAAGCUUAUAACAUCGUAAAUGCUAAUGAACAAUACAUUGUUCCCACAAAGGGAGAUACUGUUAGAGGCCUGAUUCAGGAUCAUGUUGUAAGUGCCGUCAUUCUUACAAUGAAGAAUACAUUUCUAACUCUUGAUGAGUUCAACCAACUUCUCUAUGCUUCUGGUGUGUCCAUGGUGGGGCACCGUUCAUUUUCUGGAGAUGAUUCCCUCAGAGUUUCUACAGUAGAUUCUGAGAGUUCUCUUCACCCUAUCUUGCCUGCUGUCUGGAAACCAAAGCCUCUUUGGACUGGGAAGCAGGUCAUCACUGCAGUUUUAAACCAUUUGACAAGAGGUUUCGCACCUUGUAGUAUCAGAAGCAAGGGAAAAAUUCCAGAGAAAUACUUCUCAAAAGAUAGAGAUAGUACAGCUGAUAGUAAGUUAGUAAUUUGGAAAAAUGAGCUUGUACGUGGUGUCAUUGACAAGGCACAAUUUGGGAAAUAUGGGUUGGUCCACACUUUUCAGGAGUUGUACGGAUCAAAUGUUGCCGGAAAUUUGCUGUCUACCCUAAGUCGCUUAUUUACCAUAUUCUUGCAGACUCAUGGCUUCACAUGCGGAGUUGAUGACCUUAUAAUUUUGCCUGACUAUGACUCUCAAAGGAAGGAGCAACUUGAAAGUGAAGAUGUUGGUGAAGAAGUUCAUGCUAAUUUUGUUAAAUUUAAACCUGGAGAGAUAGGUCCUGCAGAACUCCAGCUAGAGAUUGAAAAGGCAAUUAGCAUUGAUAAAGAAAAUGCUAUAGCCUCCUUGGACAUGAGGAUGAAAAAUCAAUUGAAUAAAAAAGCUAAAAACAUGGAUAAAGAUUUGCUUCUCAAAGGAUUACUGAGACCUUUUCCCAAGAAUUGUAUCUCUUUAAUGACUGUCACUGGGGCUAAGGGAAGUACGGUUAAUUUUCAACAAAUAUCAUCAUAUCUGGGCCAGCAAGAGUUGGAAGGAAAACGAGUGCCUAGGAUGGUUUCUGGGAAAACCUUGCCAUGCUUUUCCCCUUGGGAUUUCACUUCCAGGGCAGGAGGCUUUAUCACUGAUCGAUUUCUUACUGGUCUCCGUCCCCAGGAAUAUUACUUCCACUGUAUGGCUGGCCGUGAAGGACUAGUAGAUACUGCUGUUAAGACUUCCCGCAGUGGAUAUCUACAGAGAUGCUUGGUAAAAAAUCUGGAAAGCCUUAAAGUUUGUUAUGAUUAUACUGUUCGCGAUGCAGAUGGAUCCGUCAUCCAAUUUUACUAUGGCGAAGAUGCUGUUGAUGUGCAUCGAACUAGCUUUUUGAAAAACUUCAAGGCACUUCAAAAAAAUGAAGAAACCAUCCGUCAAAAGUUUCGUCAUGCACGUGAGUUUGAUUCUUAUAUAAAUAAAUUGCCUGAUGGACUUGAAGAGGAAGUGAAGAAGUUCUUGAUGGCAAGGAAGGUAAAGGUAGAUGGAAAAAUGAAUAAGUCCUUGGCAAAGCGGUUUGCCAAGGAAAAUCUGGAGAAGCAGUCUGAGGGAAAAAAUAAGUUAGCAGCUUUUUUAAAAUUAGUGGAACAAAAGUAUUUGUAUAGUCUGGUGCAAUCGGGGGAACCAGUGGGUGUCAUAGCUGCUCAGUCCAUAGGUGAACCAUCGACUCAGAUGACACUUAACACAUUCCAUCUUGCUGGCCGUGGAGAACUGAACGUGACACUAGGUAUCCCACGUCUUCAGGAAGUUUUGACGACAGCUUCAGAAGUGAUUAAGACACCUUUUUUGUCAUGUCCUUUCCUUGGGUGGACAACAAGGGAUGAGGCUCGGGCUCUUCUGGCUAAAGUGAUGAAGAUCACUGUUGCAGACGUGAUUGAGAGCAUGGAAGUCCGUAUUACACCCUUAAUUGUUAAGGACACCAUUUCUCAAGUGUUCAAACUUAUUGUGAAGCUCAAGAAGCAUGAUUUUGUUUCAUUGAAAGAUUGUCAGCGUACUCUUAGAACCACCUUUUUGAGGGCAUUGGAGGAUGCAAUCGAAAAUCAUUUGGUUUUGCUUUCAAAAAUUAGUGGCAUUAAAUAUUUCAAAUCCAGUAGCCAGCAAUCUGUGGCAUUAAACGGACCAGAUGCUGAUGCUUCUUGCUCCGAAUCCCAAGUUGAUACAGCUGCUGAUGAUAGUGAGGAGGAGGAGGAUAGAGCUGACGAUCUUGGUUCUGAUGCUCAAAAACAAAAAGACCAGACUACCGAUGAAGUGGAUUAUGAUGAUGAAGAAUCUGAUCAUGAGACUGCUGAAGAGGACUCACCGUCUUCUAAAACGGGCAAAGAUGAAGCGGAAGAUGCUGCCAUUAGGAUGGAAGAAGAGGCUGUUGAGUUUGAUGGUGAAGGGGAAGAUACAGAAUCAUCAAAGACUAAAUCGAGACAAAAAAAGACCAAGUCAACAUCUAAGCAAAAUGCGGAAAAGGAAAAAUAUCUUCAAAAGGAUUCGGAUAGGGCCAUCUAUAAGGCUGUGAAAGGAUUGUUUUUCGAGGUCCACUUCAAUUUUACCAAUGAACCUCAUAUCUUACUAGCACAGGUGGCGGAGAAGACGGCAAAGAAAGUUUACAUAAAGAGUUCCGGGAAUAUCCAUCAAUGCAAAAUGGUCAAUUAUGAAGUAGGUGAAAAUACAGUGCUUUGGGACGGGGAGAAAACAGAAAAGGCCAAGGGGCUUCAGAAGGACGACAGCAACGAUGCUCCACUUUAUUGGGCACUGAAAGCCGGCGGGAUAGAUUUUGGUGCUUUGUGGGAAUUGCAGGAUAAACUGGACGUACGCAGGAUAUAUAGCAACAACAUAUAUGCAAUGCUGAGAACCUAUGGGGUUGAAGCUGCCAGGGCAACCAUCAUCAGAGAGGUGAAGACUGUCUUUGGCAUUUAUGGUGUGGAGAUCGACUAUCGCCACAUGAGCCUGAUUGCCGAUUACAUGACCCACACCGGAGGGUACACAGCAUUGAGUAGACAUGGAAGGAUAGGCGAUUCCUUCUCGCCGUUUUUAAAGAUGUCCUUUGAAACGGCUUCAAAAUUCAUAGUCGAAGCAGCAUCUCAAGGGAUGAUUGACACUUUGGAGACCCCAUCUUCCCGGCUUUGUGUUGGCUUACCCGUAAAGAUGGGCACUGGAUCAUUCGACUUGAUGCAGAAGCUGGAAAUCGACGCUCAUUAAAGGAGCCAGUCUUGUGCAGUGUAUUAUACCAGUUUGUCUUAUUUUUAAUGUUAUAGAAGUGCUGUUUUGAUCAGUUACUCUGAGGUGAUAUUUCUUCAUUAAACACCAUUUUUUUUUUGCUUCGGAAUGUAUUAUUAUGUGCUAAAAAUCAUUUAAAAAAAUUCAGUCCUCAAAAGAUUAGGGUGGUCCUGCAAAUCACUCAAGUGGAUGGGUAAAAUGUCUCGUCCUCUUUUACAUUUGAAAUUAUUAUUCGAUUAUAAUUAAUCUCAUCCUUGUCC